Rhagoletis pomonella (apple maggot) is the source of this 3587-nucleotide messenger RNA. RefSeq names its product testis-specific zinc finger protein topi. Gene Ontology annotation, biological process: regulation of transcription by RNA polymerase II. Gene Ontology annotation, molecular function: DNA-binding transcription activator activity, RNA polymerase II-specific; RNA polymerase II cis-regulatory region sequence-specific DNA binding. Gene Ontology annotation, cellular component: nucleus. The transcript is spliced from 5 exons. The record is from RefSeq and is a predicted model, not a curated record. Bases 845 to 3421 code for a protein of 858 amino acids. NCBI's taxonomy places the organism in Eukaryota, Metazoa, Arthropoda, Insecta, Diptera, Tephritidae.
UAACACAGUAGUUUUCAAUUUCGAUUUAAAAACUGGAGAAUAAUUAGCAUAUGGCCACAAUGGAUCGAAUUUUGCCGCUGCCGCAGGUGACGACGAUAGAAAUAAGAGCCAAUUUACAUGACGACUUUUCACCCUGUGUUUUUGGCACGUUCCCUUUUAAAAUAGUCUUCGAAAAUCCUCGUGCAUUCACACGACGAUUUUUUCUUUGCGCGUUUCUUGCGUAUUUUUGACAUUUAAGCCUAAAAUUUUCUUUGGUCAACUCAUUCGUCUUCAUUUUUAAAGCGGAGCGAAUCGCGAAAUCAAACAUAACUUUUCACCCUGGGUGGAUCUUGUAAAUUGACACUCAGUCUACAGUCGUCGGACGAACGUCGUCGUUUGCUUUGGUUGGGUGCGUUCUCAUAUACAAGCUUCCAACGGGCACUGUCACACGCACCUUUUAUUAUUGCAUCGAGGUAUUCUUGCGGUCUUGACAGCAAUCAGAUAUUUGCGGUGAACACCAGAAUUAGAAUGUGCAGUGUUGGAAAACGAAAAGCGAUAGGGAUUGGAACCGUUGCAAAAAGCUUUUGAAUUACGAUUUAAUAAAACUUUAUAAAAAGGAUGUUGCAUUAAGUAAUACGAAUUAAAUCAUAUACAUUAAUUUCGAAUUUUACGUAAUAUUGAUAACUUACUGACAAGAUUUUUUGGCAAGUGAAUCUAAACCUGAUAAAAAACUUUCGCAUAGUAGGCUGGCGAUUGUUGUCAAGACGCCAUAUUUUUUAAAAAAGAAAAAAACAUACGGAAAGGCGGUCUUGACUGCAAUUCUUCGUUUAUAUUUGAUUAAUCAAGCGCUUAAAAGAUAUAAGCCAUGAUGAAUACAAGUGAGGAAGAGUUCACUAAUUCCGAUGCAUGGCUUUCGGAGCAAUUGUUCGCACAGUUAAAGGAAUUUAAUUCAGACUACAGAGAAAAGUCUAUGCCGGAUACUUCGGCGGCGUUUAUGUUUCCGUCUGGUAGUCUCAAUUGCUUGCGGGAGUAUGAGCCACAAGAUUUAACAAAAGCCAGAAUCGAUAAUUUUGAAUCGGUGUUUAAGCUACCGACGCCGACGAAUAUUACACCGUUCGACAUGAAUGACGUUCUUGACUUGAGUAAUAUAGCUGGUAGAGGAUCUGAUGCAGCCCUAUUGGAUUUAGUUGGGACAAUCCCAUUAACCCCGUUUACUGCACCGGUUGCGGAAAGUUCUAUAAUGGUUACUGAAACACCAAAACAAAUAGUGGAGACAUUCGAUGCCACAGAGGACGAGUUAAAGCUUCUGAAAUAUCUCGAAUCGCAACCGCAAAGUAAUCAGUUUGGUAUGUGGUUAUGCAUUAAUAGAAAUAAUUUCUAUAUACAUAUACACUAUGAUCAUUUGAUCUUUAUUAAUUUUAAAGUCGCUCUAGAUACUAAACUAUAUAUACCCCCUGAAUCUCCUGCGACUGCUUAUCGCAUUGUGAAAUGUUCGAAUUGCAACUGUCUCUUUGACAUAAUAUCCUUUCAAUCUCAUAUCUGUGACUACGAUGAACAUCAUAAUCUAAUUAUACCUCCUUCAUCUACAUCAACGCCCGUUAAUAAGCCAAUAAAGGAAGAGCCUAUUUUACCUCUCGAACCAGCGUGUAUUCGCUUAUUACGUGAAAAUCAAAUUCGUAUUCGUCGUUUUCUAAAGGACGAACUUAAAUAUGAUGUUAACGCCUCGAUCAAUAACAACAUCACCAACUCCAAUAAUACUAUAGGCAGUAAUACCUCUAACGGAGCUACUGGUUCUAACUCGUCUAACAAUAAUUCAAAAAAGCAAGAUGGACCACAUGAGUGCACUCUGUGUGAGCGCAAAUUUGUUCAUGCUUCAGGCUUAUUACGACAUAUGGAGAAACAUGCAAUGGAUCUCAUUCCAACACCGGGUGCUUCAUCUGGAGGCAAAACGGCUGCAUCGCAAGGUAGUUCCCUCCAAAGCGUUAACGGCUUACGAGUGGUCAUUAAAUGCACUUUGUGUGGACGAAUAUUCUUCGAACCAUAUGCUGCAUUCAAUCAUUUAUGUUCUCAUUUUCCGGGAAGCAUGAAGGAAGAAAAGGAGUUUGAUAAUUGCGCCGAAAUCCCGUAUGAAUCGUAUGUGGAUGAUGCUAUGAAUUUUUUAUUAACCGAGGCUAAAAGUAGUUCAGGUGCUUUAACAAAUUAUGAAGAUAAGCCUCCGAUGUAUCUCAAAAUGGUUAUCUUGAGCUGUAUUUUGCAGUGCGAAUUUUGUGAUUUUGUGUUCUCAGAGGUAUCAUAUUUGUUUGUUCAUUCGGCUUUUCAUUUGCCGGAACGCCGUUUUGAAUGCUUCGCAUGCGAUAUUCAUGUGCGAACGUCCAAGGAAAUUUGCGCACAUUGGCAAGCUGAGUGUGUUUUCACGCGGGAGAAUUUGAAAGUACACCAAGCCACCCUUCAGCGAUAUUUUGUAUGUAAUGUUUGCGAAAAUAAGUUUCAGUCACUUGAUCUGUUACAUGAACAUCGAUACACAGCAUAUCACUUUUUCCCACGGCUGAACAAAUGUCUCGGCGUUUUGCAACUACCAUGUGAAUAUUGCGAUGUAGUAUUUGAGUAUGCCCAAGAGUGUGUGGCUCAUUAUGAAGAGAAGCAUUAUAAAAAGUAUAAACGCGACAAAGAUGGCACAGGCUCAUCAAGCAAGACUCGCCAGUACUUAUGUGAUAUGUGCGGCAAGUCUUAUACACAAUCAAGCCAUUUAUGGCAGCAUUUGCGUUUUCAUCAAGGAGUAAAACCCUUUGCAUGCAAAGAACCCGGUUGCACCCGAAAAUUCACGAUUCGUCCUGAUUUGAAUGACCACAUACGCAAAUGUCAUACUGGUGAACGUCCCUAUCAUUGCUUGGUGUGUGGAAAGCGCUUCUUAACAGGUUCCGUUUUCUACCAACACCGUCUUAUACAUCGUGGAGAGCGACGCUACGAAUGCGAAGAGUGUGGCAAACGAUUUUAUCGUGCUGAUGCGUUAAAAAAUCAUCAACGUAUCCAUACAGGAGAGAAGCCAUUCGGUUGUUUAUUCUGUACGAAAAACUUCCGUCAACGCGGCGAUCGUGACAAACACAUACGAGCUCGUCACUCCCACUUGGAUGCCAAUGCACGAUUGAUGAUGCAAAUGCAAAAACUUCAGUUGGAAGCAGCAGCAGCAGCAGCUUCUGCCCAAGUAGCAGUUCAACAGCAACAAGCAAACACUGUUUUAAUGAGCGGAAUGCCCACUGUAGCACCCACUCUUUUGAGCAUGCCAUCUGCUAGCAAUGAUAUAAUUAGUAGCUUGGAACCGUCGUUAGACCCAAAUGAAGUUGUAAUGAUCGGAAAUGUUGCUUUUCCAAAAAGCAUGUUUGAAUCUAUAAUUCCAGAUAUAGACGAAGAGUCAGCCCUUAGAGCCAUGGAACAAUUACAAUAAGAUGACUACAUGUAUCUGUGAUAAAGAAAUCCAUAAACGUAAUUCUACUUAUAAAUAUAUAAAUAAUAAUAGAUUGGCGCUUACGACAUAUGUUAAUGUUUGGCCGAGAUUACUUAUGAUUUUAGUGGUAUAUAUAUUCAUAUUCAUAUGAACCAAAAAUUUUGAA